Molecule: messenger RNA, 1443 nt
Organism: Portunus trituberculatus (swimming crab)
Lineage: Eukaryota; Metazoa; Arthropoda; Malacostraca; Decapoda; Portunidae
Gene: Spase25
Product: probable signal peptidase complex subunit 2
Exons: 5
Coding region: 182-760 (192 amino acids)
Biological process (GO): protein targeting to ER
Cellular component (GO): membrane; signal peptidase complex
Source: RefSeq, a predicted model, not a curated record
GCUCCCUUCUUGUCAAUCCUAUACGUGGAGCUUGUUGACUGGCGUGUGAGAAGUGCUGGUGUGAGCUGCGGGAAAUACUCAGAUCUAAGCAGCGUUUCAGUUUGCUCGUCUUCAUUGCGGAGUGCAAGGUUGUGAGAGGACAGCUAAGACCACCGGUUGGGACUACGAGAGGCAAGGAAGCAUGUCAAAAAAGGUGGCGGUAAGCAUGGAGGAAAAUCCACCUAAGGUCAACAAGUGGGAUGGAAAUGCUCUCAAGAAUGCUCUUGAUGAUGCAGUAAAAGAUGUGCUGCUGACACAGUUCAGCUAUGUAGAGAGCCACAAACUACUUGAUGGCCGUCUUAUCAUCUCUUCUGUUGCUGUGGGAUUCUCUAUCUUUGCUCUUGUAUGGGACUGGCUCUAUCCAUUCCCUCAGUCAAGGACUGUGAUGUGUGUGUGUGUGGUGUCUUACUUUGUGAUGAUGGGUGUGCUUACUUGGUACACCACCUGCCUAGAGCGUGGCAUCUUCUGCACUGCCCUUAACAAGGAUGCGGCUGGCAUUGAUCCUGAUGAUGUGUGGAAUGCCUCAUCAUCCCUCAAGAGGUUUGACAACAAAUAUCACUUGCGCCUUAAUCAGCGUAUGGGCAAAUCUGGAAAAGGUAAAGAAGCACACACUACACUCACCGUAGAGAACUUCUUUGAUGAGACUGGCCGGCUGCUCUAUGGUGCUGUGGCCAAGGAAGUUCUGCGCCUCCACUCUGAUGUGGAGAAUAAAAAGAACUAGCAGACUUUAGGUCAGGGGUGUGGAGAUGGAAUUGAAGAGUCCAGGAGUCAGAUACUUUUGGCUGGAGUUGGAGGUGAUGAAAACAUCCCUAACUUUGGUUAUUCUAGAUCAGUUCUCAUGUAAAUUAUUAGGCCCACUUUACCCUUUAGUGGUAAAUUCUUUGAUAUUUAUGAGAGGAAUUAAUUUCUAUGAUAACUAUUGUGAGUGUUGAUUUCAAGCAAGUAAUUUCUGGAAUAUUUAAUGGGGAUACUGGUUUAAUCCAUUUUUUUAAUAUACCAUUUUGUGAAGUUUCACAAUAAGUAAUAUAUAGAUUGCUUUUAUUUCUAUGUUGUAUACAAUCUUGUAGUAAUGGCAUCUGCUGUGUAUCUACUACUGCACUGCAGGAAAAGGGGGAAGAGAAUGGAAUUGGAGUCAGAAUUAUGACCUUUAAAUCUCCUGGAGUCAUAGAGGGAUUUUUGAGAUUCUGACUCCACAUCCCUGAUUUAGGUUCCCUCUAUCAUAAGGAUUGAUAUUGUUUUGUUUUUAUCAUUGUUUUUUCACAGUACAGUAAAUAUGUUUGAGUACUUAGGGAUCAGAUCAUUGUAAGUCAGUACAGUAUUCAGAUGGAAUCUAGUACCUUAAUGUAUUCAGUUACAUCACAUUCUCAUUGUAGUUUGACUGGGAAAAAAUGGUUUUGUACACUA